ACGGACUGGAAGACGUGUCAUUUGUCAGAGAUAUAGGUUCUAUUAAUAACUUUAAUAAAUUAGUUUUUAAAUGAAUUAACUAUAUUUUCAAAAUGUUGGCUUCUUCAAGCCAAAGUAUGUCAACCUCCAACUCCUAUUCUAACGACCGAAGCCUGAACUUUGAAAAUGAAUAUGCGGCAGAGCCUUCCACCGGGGGCUUUUUUCAUUCUGACUUCAAGAAGCACGACGAUCUCAAAGAAAUGCUGGAUUCUAACAAGGACAGCUUGAAACUUGAAGCUAUGAAGCGCAUAAUUGGGAUGGUAGCCAAGGGACGUGAUGCUUCAAUGCUCUUUCCUGCAGUCGUAAAAAAUGUUGUUUCAAAGAAUAUUGAAGUAAAGAAACUUGUAUAUGUCUAUUUGGAACGAUAUGCUGAAGAACAACAAGAUUUAGCUCUAUUAUCUAUAUCUACAUUUCAAAGAGCUUUAAAAGAACCAAAUCAAUUAAUAAGGGCUGGUGCAUUAAGAGUUUUAUCCAGUAUAAGAGUUAAAAUGAUAUCUCCUAUUGUAAUGUUGGCUAUUCGAGAUGCUUCCUCAGAUAUGUCACCUUAUGUUAGAAAAACAGCUGCUCAUGCAAUACCAAAGUUAAACAGCUUGGAUCCAGAGCUGAAAUCUGAACUGGUAAUUAUAAUUCAAAAGUUACUGGCAGAUAGGACUGUAUUAGUUAUUGGAUCAGCGGUAAUGGCAUUCACUGAAGUGUGCCCUGACAGAGUGGACCUUAUCCAUGAAGUAUAUCGCAAACUUUGUGCCUUGAUAGUAGAUGUUGAUGAGUGGGGUCAAGUUACUAUUGUUAAUAUGUUGACAAGAUAUGCUAGGACUCAAUUUGCUGACCCGAAUAUACAUGAAAUCGAAGAUGAACCAGACCGUCCUUUCUAUGACUCAAACUCUGAUGUUUCUGAAAAGCCUGCUCCUUCUUUGAAUCCUGAUCAUAGAUUAUUAUUAAGAUCUACCAGGCCUCUCUUACAGUCAAGAAAUGCUGCAGUUGUUAUGGCUGUAGCCCAACUAUAUCAUCAUGCAGCCCCUAAAAAUGAGUUCCUUCUGGCAGCAAAGGCACUGGUCCGUCUUUUACGCUCUCAUGUUGAAGUUCAAAGCAUAGUAUUAAAUGCAAUUGCCUCUAUUAGCGCCAAGAACAAAGGAAUGUUUGAAACUUAUCUGAAAACCUUUUUUAUAAGGACUUCAGAUCCUACAAAUGUGAAAUUGCUAAAAUUGGAAAUAUUAACAAACCUUACAACAGAUGCCAAUGUUUUAACAAUAUUGAGGGAACUACAAACUUAUAUCUCCAAUAAUGACAAAUAUUUUGUUGCUGCUACCAUUCAAGCGAUUGGAAGAUGUGCCUGUUCGAUUUCCGAAGUUACUGAUACGUGCCUUAGUGGUUUAGUUGCAUUGCUAUCUAAUAGAGAUGAUGCAGUAGUUGCGGAAAGUGUAGUUGUUAUUAAAAGACUGUUACAAACACAAGCUGCUGAUCCUAAAGAGAUUAUUACUCAUAUGGCAAGAUUACUUGAUGGCAUUACUGUUGCCCAAGCAAGAGCAGCAAUUUUAUGGCUUCUUGGAGAACAUUCUCAAAAAGUGCCUAAAAUUGCUCCAGACGUACUCAGAAAACUUGCAAAAUCAUUUCCAGAUGAGGACGACACUGUAAAGCUCCAAAUAAUGAAUUUAGCAGUGAAGCUCUACAUAACAAAUCCAGAACAAACUUCAACGCUUAGUCAAUAUAUUUUUAGCUUAGCCAGAUAUGAUCAAAACUAUGAUAUUCGUGAUAAGGCGAGGCUGUUGAAAUAUUUUAUCUCUGGACAAAGUGGCAAAUUCCCAUCUCAAGCUGCAAGGAUAUUUUUGUCCAGUAAACCUGCUCCACUUUUACAGUCACAAUUUAAAGAUCAAGAAGAAUUACAAUUAGGAUCAUUAUCUCACUACAUAAAACAACGUGCUGUGGGUUACGAACAAUUGCCAGACUUUCCAGAAGUUCCGCCUUCUGAUGAUGUAAGAAAUGUGGAACCUAUUGUAGAAGAAUCUGGCAAACAUCACAAGCACACUGACAACAAAGGUAAUGAUAUGUUUUCAUGGGAAUCAGCUUCUGAAGCAAACUCAGCUGCAGAAGAAAGUGAAAGUUCUAGUGCUGCCAAUAGUGAGUCUUCCAGUGAGAACACUGGUACUGAAGAAACUAGUGAUGAUGAAAGUUCGGAAGAAGAUGAUUCCGAAAAGAAACCGGGUAAUUCUCAAGGAUCCUCCCCUGAGGAAAGUGAGUCGUCAAGUGAAGAAUCCAGUUCCGCUGAAGAUCGAAUUAAUACCAAACCUCUUAGUAAUCAUGUUGCCAAGAAGAACAAUGUACAGGAAACUGCGAAUAAUAGUACUAGAACAAAUGAGCCAAAGUCCAAUUUAGAUCUAUUAUUAGACUUUUCCUAUGGUGACUCAGCUGCGCCUGUCCUGACACCUUCUCUAGGUGGAUUUCUCUCACCUUUAACAUCAUCAGUGGAACCUUUGCAAACUCUCCAAGUAGUUCAACCAACAAAUGCCAAUACAAAGCCCAAGGAAUUGUUAAGUAAAAUUAAUGGCAACGGACUUUCUGCUUCAUAUCGAUAUACUAGAUGCCCACAUUUAUAUUCCCCAAGCAUGACGAAUAUCAAUGUUGUGUUUACUAAUAAUACUUCUGCAGACAUUACAGAUAUCCGUUUAGGCAAAAAGAGUUUGGGUGUUGGUAUGAGUAUGCCAGACUUUCCAUGUAUACCAAAAUUACCACCGAACUGUUCACUUCCAGUUACUUUGGGUAUUGAUUUCAAUGAUACCAGUCAAACAGCAAAUUUCGAAAUUGUGUCUUCCUUAGGCAAUUUUUCUGUCAGCAUCAAACCAAAUGUGGGCGAAUUGCUGCGACCAGUAAAAAUGCCAACUAGCAUGUUUGUAGAGAAGCAAUCGAAACUAUGUGGAAUGAAUGAACAUACAGCCAUUGUGCCGGAGGGCCAUAAUUUUGUUGAACGUGUGGGUGAAUUCACCAAUUUGGGGCCCUGUGAUAAUUCGUUUCCAGAAUAUUUAAGAUUUGCUGGACAAACAAUGGCUUCAUCAAGUCUAACAUUGGUCACUAUUCAGACAGGUGAGAAAACAACAUUAAGAAUUAACUGCGAAAAUGCCGUCUUUGGAUCGAUGAUGCUCAACGAAUUGUUAAAUACUUUGAGUUCAUAAAGAUUAUUUAAUUUUAUUUGAUUACUUGUGUUAUUUUGUGUUUAUAAAUAUGUUUGUUUUUUUUGUAUUUUUCUUAUAUUUAUCACAUUCCUACCUAGCACAGAUGUUUUUAUGCUUAUAAAUCUAAAUUUAUUAUAUUUAUUUUUUUUGAAAUAGUUUAAAUAGGUAUGUAAAUUAAAAAGAUUUCUCCUUAA
Messenger RNA from Ceutorhynchus assimilis (cabbage seed weevil), 3397 nucleotides. NCBI's taxonomy places the organism in Eukaryota, Metazoa, Arthropoda, Insecta, Coleoptera, Curculionidae. The record is from the annotation of a GenBank genome assembly.